AUGACCACCGAAGCGAGCCCCCGAAAGGACGAGACCUCCGCUGGGUCCCCGCAGCCCGAGAAACUUUUUGGCAGAAAGUUCUAUGAGAGCAUCGGCAGUCCCAAAUAUGUUGUUGCCCCAAUGGUGGACAGAUCUGAAUUCGCGUGGCGCAUGCUCACUCGAUCCUUUAUGCCCCCGAACGAUCCAAAGCCUAUGCUAGCAUACACACCCAUGUUCCACGCCCGCUUAUUUGGUGAACAAGAACGUGUCCGGGCCUCUCAUUUCCAACCAACGCGGAAAGCUGUUGGAGAAAAGAAGGAGGAUUCAUACCUUGAUGGAAAUCCCGCGAUUGAUCGACCUCUCUUCGUUCAAUUCUGUACAAAUAACCCUGAUGAAUUCCUCGAAGCCGCUCGUCAUGUCGUUCCCCAUUGCGACGCCGUGGACUUGAACCUCGGCUGCCCCCAGGGAAUUGCACGAAAGGGACACUAUGGGGCUUUCCUUCAAGAAGACUGGGAUCUGAUUUACAAGCUGGUCAACAAGUUGCAUACCGAACUCCCGAUUCCCGUUACCGUGAAGUUCCGUAUCCAAGAGACCAAGGAACAGACGUUGGAAUAUGCCAAGAUGAUUCUCUCCGCCGGCGCGAGCAUCAUUACGGUCCACGGCCGCAGGCGGGAACAGAAAGGUCAUAACACGGGAGUCGCAGACUGGACCUACAUUCGCUACCUCCGCGACAACCUCCCUCCAGACACUGUUAUUUUCGCCAAUGGCAACAUCCUCAACUAUGACGACAUCGAAACGUGCCUCGAGGCGACCGGUGCUGACGGUGUAAUGAGCGCAGAAGGCAAUCUGUCAGACCCAACAAUCUUCAGCAAGCCACCUGCACCUGGCACUGAAGGAAGGGACUUUUGGCGAGGCCGGGAUGGAAAGGGAGGAUACCGGAUCGAUGCAAUUGUCCGUCGGUACCUUGAUAUUAUCUAUAAGCACGUUCUGGAACAGCCUGUCCCAGAGAGGAAGCCUUUAUACCUGCCAUCCGACCCGGUCGAUGAGUUCGCAGAGACAGACCAAGCUGAAGAGGAUGAUCACGCGGACGGACCGCUCAAAAAGAAACAAAAGCGAGGCAAGGCAGAGAAGGGAAAGAAGAACUCUUCCCCCAACCUUAGCUACAUGCAGGGGCACCUGUUCCAACUUUUGCGCCCCAUGGUCUCAACCCAUACAGAUGUUCGAGACGCGCUUGCGAAAUCACGGCCGAACGACAUGGCCACAUUUGAGCACACUCUGACCCUCCUUGAGAAGGCCAUCAAGGGCGGUCUUCAAGAAUAUGAAGCUAACCCAGAAAAAUUCGAAUCUCAGCCAGAUGAGAAUUUGAAGGGAUCAAAGGCAGUCAUCGCGGAAUAUGGACGUCCCUGGUGGAUUUGCCAGCCCUAUGUCCGUCCUUUGCCCGAGGAGGCUUUUGAGCUCGGCGCAAUGCGGGAAAAGGGCUCUAAGCCCCCCGGGCAAGCCGCCCAAGAGGAAUCCAAACAAGAGACCAAUACAUCUGCCACCGAGAACAGUGCUACACCUGUCCCGAGCACAGCGGCCGGUACCACUACGCUCACCACCGAUCCUCUCGUGAGUGGCUAA
This is a messenger RNA of Penicillium olsonii, 1599 nucleotides long. The record is from the annotation of a GenBank genome assembly. Lineage: Eukaryota; Fungi; Ascomycota; Eurotiomycetes; Eurotiales; Aspergillaceae.